GGAGUAGGCUGUGUUUGAAUAGCACCGUGAAUCUAUUAUAGUUCCGGGUAUUAUUCGGUGGCCCCCGCGAAGAAUGAUAUAAGCUACGGGAUUAAUUUAUUAGACAACUAGCUCAACAUAUUCGUGAUUGCCAUUCCACUCCUACUUCCUACGACCAUGACGAGCAUCUUCCUAUUUUGCACCUCCGAUGUGCCAGCAAGCACAAUCAAUCAAUUCAUGACCGCGUUCUCUCAUGCUAGCGAGGACCCAAAUAUCUUCUGUUUAGUCCGCACCCCAGAUCAGGAAGAGUUCGACGAAUGGGGCACCGAACCACCCGUCCACGACUUCACCACAGGCUUCAGAGAUGCUACGGACACUGAUCUCCGUCUUUACACCCAGAAUCGGAUCGACGAGCUCAAGCAUACAGAUAAAGCGGGUGGAUUAUCUCCCGUAUGGGUGGCCAAGCUCGAUGAGCGGUCCCCACAGGACUCAACCGUGGUCUUACAGUACCGCAAAAAUAGAUCCAGCUGGACACAGGCGCUGGAAGACGCCGAAGAAGAGUUUGGGAUCCCCGACCAGGCGGAUGUCGACGACCAACAUAUCUGGUGGAAGUGGCGAGUGUCGUUUGCGGAUUCGUUCCAGUUAUUCAAUAGUAUGGAUGACGGUCAGCCCGAUAUAAUUCGAUUGUACACUCGACCGGAAUUUUUGGACCCAGAGGGAGUGCUUCAUGUGGAUGUUCCACGUAAGAUCAUCAAGGGGGAAAUUCCGGACCCUAUCACGGAGAGUGUUAGCUGAGGUUCUUGGCUCGGUGUUUGACUGCCUAAUUCGUAUCUCAUCAGUUUGACUUGCCUUUUCACCCGCUCACGAAUUAAAGCCCAC
Molecule: messenger RNA, 858 nt
Organism: Aspergillus ibericus CBS 121593
Lineage: Eukaryota; Fungi; Ascomycota; Eurotiomycetes; Eurotiales; Aspergillaceae
Exons: 3
Coding region: 157-774 (205 amino acids)
Source: RefSeq, a predicted model, not a curated record